GACAAUAUAGCCGAUUGCCGAAUGGGGACGGGCGGGGUUGUCGCCCGGGUCGGUAUUGGGAAAAGGUAACAUGAAGGAAAUGCGCGGGAGAAUGUCAUUGCAGAGAGUUCAGCAUGUCUCUGGGCUCCUUGUCUGGAAGCUCGACACCGCAGUUUUUGUUUCCCUCCAAGCAAGCCGGGGUGGAGUGGUGAAGCAGAGCCAAGACGGAAACACAGAAAACACAUCAUCUGGCUGCAUUGGUCAUACUCAUCCCCAUCUCAAGGCAAGGCUCCCGCAUAUCCAGUUAAAAGUGCCAGGAGCUCGGUCACAGUUUGCCAAAUGUUGGGGUAGCAACUUGAUUGCCACCGGGUGGCAUGUGUCAUUGGGUGUCAUUCCCAGGUGUCAUGACAAGUUCGACAGAUUCCUGCCUGGUUUCCUUGUCUUAUUGUUUCACUCACCCCUGCACCACACGCUCAAUUCAUCCACAGUUCGUUUUGAAGCUGAGGUUACUCCCCCAGAGGAAAUGCGAUGUGCGAUGGAGCCCGAGAUAUGAUGUGCAAAAUUAGUGCUGGCCCUAGGGAGUGCAAGCUAGCAGCGCUCUUCUCCACAUCGGUCUUUUUCUUCACCAAAUGAACCCAAAAAUCACAUGAUAUCAAUCAAGAUAUUGGCUGAAUGCUAGACAGCAUGGAGAGAAACAACUUUAAAUAUGUAAUUAACCAGUUAACCAAAAGUAUUGUUGAUGUUGCCGUCAAGAUCGUUAUAUAUGCCAAAAUUUUAGAAAUGGGGUAUUUAGUUAACCCAAUGUGUGUCAAAAAAAAAAAAAAAAAAAAAAA
This is a messenger RNA of Blastomyces dermatitidis ER-3, 812 nucleotides long. RefSeq lists its product as uncharacterized. The transcript has a single exon. Lineage: Eukaryota; Fungi; Ascomycota; Eurotiomycetes; Onygenales; Ajellomycetaceae. The coding region runs from base 71 to 532 and encodes 153 amino acids. The record is from RefSeq and is a predicted model, not a curated record.